AUGCUGCAGAAGGUGCAGAGGCUUCCAACCUGUGGUGUGGAGAAGUGUAGGGAGUUUAAAUCCGCUAGCCCCAAAGGGAAGGGGCAGGACGUUAGGGCAAAAGCAGCGGUGAAAGCGGACUCGGGUCGCCCCAUCAUGAAGACGGGCGCCCUGGUAAUCGACAUGGGCUCGGGUAGUUGCAAGGUGGGACAUGCCGGUCAGCCCAGACCGGAUUCCGUGCUGAGUUCUAUAAUCGGUUACCCGAGGGGGAAGAGUAAACGGAACAACAUCACUGUGGGCAAAACGGUCAGCACCGAGCCAGACCUCAAGCUAGUCCGGCCAACCUGGCAAGGCGUCAUUGUAGACUGGACGGCGGCAGAAGAUCUCCUCCGCCACGUGUUUUAUGAGGAUCUGAAGGUUUCCCCCGAGGAACACGCUAUCCUGGUAUCGGAUCCCCCUCUCUGUCCCACCACAAACAGGGAGAAGAUCGCAGAGCUUUUGUUCGAACGCUUCAAUGCCCCCGCCAUGCACGUCUCCUACCAGUCGGUGCUGGCGGUGUAUUCAUACGGGAGGACCACGGGGCUGGUGGUGGACUCCGGAGACGGGGUGACCCACGCCGUCCCCGUUCACGACGGCUACAACCUGCCGGAUGCAAUCAGUCGGGUGGAUGUGGCUGGCCACGACCUCACCACUUACCUGAUGAAGCUGCUGGGGGAGGCGGGCAACGCGUUUCACGAGAAGGGCAGGUACAUCGUUGAAGACAUCAAGCAUAAAUGCUGCUAUGUCGCUUCUGAAUAUCAGAACGAGAUCAAACAGUUCAGCCAACAACAUUUCGUGGACUAUGAGCUACCGGAUGGUCAUAUUAUCACCAUUGGAAAAGAAAGAUUUCGAUGUCCUGAAGCUCUGUUCAAUCCCUCGCUGAUAGACACCAACCAGGGAGGUAUUCACACAGCGACCAACAUAAGUCUGCGGCGGCUGCAGCCGCAGGUUCAGCAGCUCAUAUGUAACAACGUCCUGCUCAGCGGCGGCUCCACGCUGUUCGAAGGCUUUCACUUACGCUUCUGCAAGGAGCUGUUUGCCCUUGCACCCAAGGAUUUUAAGCCCAAAAUUCACGCUGUUCCAGAGAGGAAGUACGCUGUGUGGAUUGGUGGUUCCAUUCUGGCCUCUCUCCACGCCUUCCAGUCGGUGUGGAUUCGCCAGGAAGAAUACGGAGACCGAGGUCCAGCCAUUGUGCAUCACAGGUGCUACUGA
Messenger RNA from Pristis pectinata (smalltooth sawfish), 1230 nucleotides. Its product is annotated as actin-like. The record is from RefSeq and is a predicted model, not a curated record. NCBI's taxonomy places the organism in Eukaryota, Metazoa, Chordata, Chondrichthyes, Rhinopristiformes, Pristidae. The transcript has a single exon. Bases 1 to 1230 code for a protein of 409 amino acids.